UUCUUUCAGAAAGCCCCCUGACGACUCAGGCUCGCACUCAUUCUGGCAGAGAGAAAGAAAGAAGAAGACAAGUAGUGACUCUAUUGACCCCCAUUACAUUAGAAACAACCAGAGAAUGGACAACAGCACUGGAUCCAUAUCAUCGAGCAUUCCUGGAGUAACACUCUGAUGACCUCUGAAGAAAUUAGGCUUUAACUACAAGCUUUAGUAGAAAGAACUACAAAUUCUAUGUCUUUUGUGUUUUGGGGGCAUUGCCAUGGGUCAACACUUCACAUAAAGAAAAUACUUUGAUCCAGCUUGGCAACUUCACAAGUAGUACUUUAUAAAGAAGAGGAAAUACGUCUGGGAGUAAUCAUCUAAAAACAGUUGAUUACGUAAAGUUUAGAAAUUACACAUCUCAAAAUGGAGGACCACAUGAGCAAAAUUAACAUGUUUUCUUCUGACAUGUCUAAUGACUUCACAGAUGGACCUCAAGCAGCCAUCUGUACAGUCCCAGAUAAAGCACUUGACCAUGGCCUGCUUUGUAAAGUGUGUUCCGAUUCAAGCAGUGGUAAACACUAUGGUAUCUAUGCCUGCAACGGCUGCAGUGGCUUCUUCAAGCGCAGUGUGAGACGAAGACUCAUUUACAGGUGUCAGGCUGGAACUGGCAGGUGCCCUGUUGACAAGGCUCAUCGGAACCAAUGCCAAGCUUGUCGACUAAAGAAGUGUCUCCAAGCUGGCAUGAACAAAGAUGCUGUGCAGAAUGAGCGGCAGCCUCGAAGCACAGCACAUGUCAGUCUAGACUCUAUAAGUGUGGCCACUAAAAAGGAGCACCUGGCCACCACACAGGACAUCACUUCCUCUGCCACCUACUCAUCAGUCAUCUGCAGACCUCUGAUCACUUCCUCCGUCACCACCUCUGCUACCAUACAGCCCUGCAGCAACCCCAAUACUGUCCACCGCUUUAUGGUCAGCCUGCUGACUGCAGAGACCUGUUCAAAACUGGAGCCUGAGGACGUGGAGGAAAAUAUUGAUGUGACCACCAAUGAUUCAGAGAGAGAUCGGACUCCCUCUGACUGUCGUGUCUCCCCGUACGCCUCCAGCUGUUCAGAGAGUAUAUACGAGACAUCGGCACGACUCCUCUUCAUGUCUGUCAAGUGGGCAAAAAAUUUGCCUGUUUUUGCUCACUUGCCAUUUCGAGACCAGGUGAUUCUCCUUGAGGAAGCUUGGAGUGAGAUGUUCCUCUUGUGUGCCAUCCAGUGGUCCCUGCCCAUGGACAGCUGUCCUCUUCUGUCUCUGCCAGACCUUUCUCCCACACAGCAGGCCAAGAUCAGUGUCCCCACAGCUGACCUGCGCAUUCUGGAAGAGGUCUUAAAUCGCUUUAAGGCCCUGGCUGUUGACCCUACUGAGUUUGCCUGCCUGAAAGCCAUUGUACUGUUCAAGCCAGAGACACGCAGCCUCAAAGACCCAGAGCAGGUGGAGAAUCUGCAGGACCAGUCACAGGUGUUGUUAAGUCAGCACAUCCACUCAGAAUACCCCAGCCAAAGUGCCAGGUUUGGGAGACUGUUACUUCUGCUGCCAUCCCUCCAUUUUGUGAGCUCUGAGAAAAUAGAGAAGCUGUUCUUUCACAGGACCAUUGGCAGCACACCCAUGGAGAAGCUGCUGUGUGACAUGUUCAAAAACUAAGACACUAACUAAAACAAGCACACAGGGUAGCUGAACGACACCUGCAAGGAAAACAUAAUAAACCGACCCUCAAGCAACACAUUUUCUGGUUGUUUGUUUCACAUAUUCUGGUUAUGACUUCAAGAUAACAGCCCUUUUUUUCACUGAAGACAUUUUGAAAUAUCACAGAAGGAAAUGUUUUCCCACAAUAGGUCAAAAAGCCUGUUGUAAAAAAGACCCACUAAAGUUUAUGGCAUUCUAAUUAAAUAAAAAUACAGGUUUUGUUCAGUGGUAUUACAUGAUUUAGUAUUACAAUUUUGUCAUGAAGAACCACAGACAUCACAAUGUUUAGUGUAGGUGCUGAGUUUGAAGGAUAUGCAUUUCUUUAUUACAAUAUGAUUAUGAAUAUAUUUUGUUUUCAAUGUAAGUAUUUAUUCUAAAUAAAAAUUAAAAAUGUGUAUUUUA
Molecule: messenger RNA, 2109 nt
Organism: Sander lucioperca (pikeperch)
Lineage: Eukaryota; Metazoa; Chordata; Actinopteri; Perciformes; Percidae
Gene: nr2e3
Product: nuclear receptor subfamily 2, group E, member 3
Exons: 8
Coding region: 403-1665 (420 amino acids)
Biological process (GO): cell differentiation; negative regulation of transcription by RNA polymerase II; positive regulation of transcription by RNA polymerase II
Molecular function (GO): RNA polymerase II cis-regulatory region sequence-specific DNA binding; nuclear receptor activity; zinc ion binding
Source: RefSeq, a predicted model, not a curated record